Messenger RNA from Bubalus bubalis (water buffalo), 6386 nucleotides. RefSeq names its product intraflagellar transport 140 (gene IFT140). The transcript is spliced from 31 exons. The record is from RefSeq and is a predicted model, not a curated record. The coding region runs from base 408 to 4880 and encodes 1490 amino acids. Lineage: Eukaryota; Metazoa; Chordata; Mammalia; Artiodactyla; Bovidae. Gene Ontology annotation, cellular component: intraciliary transport particle A; axoneme; ciliary basal body. Gene Ontology annotation, biological process: intraciliary retrograde transport. Gene Ontology annotation, molecular function: protein binding.
GGGAGUAGGGGGUCUGGGGGCCCGGAGCCUCAGGACAGGACGACGACGAGGCAGGGCCGGGGCUGGGCUCGGGAGGCCGAAGGCCGGGACGUCUCGGGGAGUCUGGCCGGUCCGGGAGCCCGGAGCCUGGGCCCGGGAGAAGGGCGACGCCGAGGCGCACCGGACUCUCUUCUCCGUCUCCUGGAUUAUCUUCGCCCAGAAACCCUGCCUGGGCCGAUCGCCCGAGCGAUGGCCGAUCAGGCCAAGGCUUGGGGCGUCUCCAAGCAGUGAUGCAACUGAAGUCAUCCUUAGUACCACGAGCCGUUGUUUCCCAAAAGGUGACUUACCUGAAGACUGAAGAGGUUGCACGGCUGGAGGUGAGAGGAGCAAAUCGCAGUUUUCGGCGCUGAGCAGGCCUGCGUUUCGUCAUGGCCCUCUACUUUGACCACCGCAUAGAAGCCCCAGACACAGUCGGGUCUCCCUCCCACAUUGGCUGGCAUCCCAUCCACCCGUUCUUGGCGGUUGCUUCUGUUAGCACAACCUCAGGAGGCAGCGUGGAUGUGUAUCUGGAGCAAGGCGAGUGCGUGCCAGACACGCAUGUUGAAAGGUCGUUCCGGGUCACCUGCCUGUGCUGGCACCCGACACGGCUGAUCCUGGCUAUUGGCUGGGAGUCUGGAGAAGUGGUCAUGUUUAACAAGCAGGACAAGGAGCAGCACGCGGUCCCCGCCACGCACACGGCUGACAUUGCCAUCCUCGCCUGGAGCCCCAACGGGAACUGCCUGGUGUCGGGGGACAGGCUCGGCGUCCUGCUCCUGUGGAGGCUGGAUCAGCGGGGCCGCGUGCAGGGGAUGCCGCUACUGCGGCACGAGUAUGGGCAGCCCCUCACCCACUGCAUCUUCCUGCUGCCCCCGCCUGGCGAGGACCUGAUUCAGCUGGCCAGGGCGGCAGUGAGCGGGGAUGAGAAGGCCCUGGACAUGUUUAACUGGAAGAAGAGCGGCUUCAGGAGCAUCCUGAAGAUGGGGUCUCAGCAGGGCCUCUCUUUCUUUGUCAGCCUGAUGGACGGGACCGUGCACCACGUGGACGAGAAAGGCAGGACGGCCCAGGUGGCGUCCACAGACAGCUCCAUCCAGACGCUGUUCUACCUGGAGCAGAGAGGGGCGCUGGUGGCGGUGACGGACAGCCUGCUGCUCUGCCUGUUCACAGUGACGCCCGAGGGCGCGGCCGAGGAGGUGAUGAAGGUGAAGCUGAGCGGGAAGACGGGCCACCGGGCAGACAUCGCGCUGAUCGACGGCAGCCUGCUCGUGACCGCCAUCGGGGAGGCGGCGCUCAGAUUCUGGGAUUUAGAACGAGGGGAGAACUACGUCCUGAGUCCAGAGGAGAAGUUUGGUUUUGAAAAAGGAGAGAAUAUAAAUUGCGUUUCUUACUGUAAAGUUAAAGGUCUCCUGGCAGCAGGUACCGACAAGGGGCGAGUAGCCAUGUGGAGAAAAGCGCCGGGCCUCCCGAACGGCCGCGGGGCGGAAGGCAAAGACAAGUGGACCCUUCAGACCCCCACUGAGCUGGAAGGAAACAUCACGCAGAUAAAGUGGGGCUCCAGGAAGAGCCUCCUGGCCGUGAACAGCAUCAGCUCCGUGCUUAUCCUCCACGAGCAGGCCAUGUCAUCCCACUUCCACCAGCAGGUGGCCGCCGUGCAGGUCUCCCCGAGCCUCCUCAGCGUGUCCUUCCUGUCCACGGGGGUGACCCACAGCCUGCGCACAGACAUGCACGUCAGCGGAGUGUUUGCCACCAAGGAUGCUGUUGCCGUCUGGAAUGGAAAACAGGUGGUAAUCUUUGAGCCAUCUGGAGCCACGUUACGCAGUGCAGGGUCCUUCCUGUGUGAGUCUCCAGUGUUAGCCAUGCAUGAAGAAAACGUUUAUACGGUGGAGCCAAACAGAGUCCAAGUUCGAACCUGGCAGGGGACCGUGAAGCAGCUCUUGCCGUUCUCCGAGUCAGAGGGGAACCCGUGCUUCUUGGACAUCUGUGGAACUUUCCUGGUUGUAGGGACGGACUUGGCUCACUUUAAAAGCUUUGAUCUUUCCCGAAGAGAGGCCAAGGUGCACUGCGGCUGCAGGAGCCUGGCCGAGCUGGUCCCGGGCGUGGGGGGCCUGACCUCACUCAGAUGCAAUGCCAGCGGCAGCAAGAUCAGUCUCCUGCUCAGCAAGGCUGACAAUAGCCCCGAUUCAAAAAUCUGCUUCUACGACGUGGAUAUGGACACAGUGACCAUCCUCGACCUCAAGACAGGACAGAUAGAUCAGAGAGAGACAUUGUCCAUUAAUGGGCAGGAGACAAAGAAGAGCCAGGCCCUGGAGGAUGAGAGGCUGACAGACCUCGUGCCCGUGAGCCACUUCUGGGAUCAGAGCGAGCCCCGGCUGUUCGUGUGCGAAGCCGUGCGCGAGGUGCCCGGUGCCCCGCCGCAGCCCACAGACAGGAGCACGCUGGCCGAGGCAGACGUGCUGGUCCUGUCCUUCUUCGUCUCAGAAGAGCAUGGCUUCCUGUUGCAGGACAGCUUCCCCCGUCCCCCCGCCUUCCAGACGCUCCUGGGGAUCCAGGUGCCCCACUACUACUUCAUGAGAAAGCCAGGAGAAGCUAAUCUGGAGGACCAGCUGGACUCCGGGUCCCAGUGCAUCCCCCAGGCAGUGGGCAGGAGGCCCCUGCGGGACUUCGUGGGGCUGGAGGACUGCGACAAGCCCACGCGGGACGCCAUGCUCAACUUCAGCUUUUUCCUGGCCAUCGGGGACAUGGAUGAGGCCUUCAGGUCCAUCAAGCUCAUCAAGAGCCAGGCCGUCUGGGAGAACAUGGCGCGCAUGUGCGUGAAGACGCAGCGGCUGGACGUGGCCAGGGUGUGCCUGGGGCACAUGGGCCAUGCCCGAGGGGCCCGAGCGCUGCGCGAGGCCCAGCGGGAGCCGGAGCCGGAGGCCAGGGUGGCCAUGCUGGCUGUGCAGCUGGGCAUGCUGGAGGACGCAGAGCAGCUCUACAGGAGGUGUGGGCGCUACGACCUCCUCAACCGCCUGCUGCAGGCCUCAGGCCAGUGGCAGACGGCCAUCGAGGUGGCCGAGCGCCACGACCGCAUGCACCUGCGCACCACCUACUACAACUACGCCCGGCACCUGGAGGCCAGCGGGGACUGCAGCCUGGCCCUCAGCUACUACGAGAAGUCGGACACGCACCGCUUUGAGGUGCCGCGGAUGCUGGUGGAGGACCUGCAGGCUCUGGGGCUGUACGUCAACAAGAUGAAGGACAAGACGCUGUGGCGGUGGUGGGCCCAGUACCUGGAGAGCCAGGCCAAGAUGGACGCGGCGCUGCACUGCUACGAGCUGGCCCAGGACUACUUCUCCCUGGUCCGCAUCCACUGCUUCCAGGGCAACAUCCAGCGGGCCGCCGAGAUAGCCAGCGAGACCGGGAACUGGGCAGCCUCCUACCACCUGGCCCGGCAGUACGAGAGCCAGAACGAGGUGCGGCAGGCUGUGCACUUCUACACGCGUGCCCAGGCCUUCAACAACGCCAUCCGCCUGUGCAAGGAGCACGGCCUGGACGACCAGCUCAUGAACCUGGCCCUGCUGAGCUCCCCCGAGGACAUGCUGGAGGCCGCACGCUACUACGAGGAGAGGGGCGAGCAGAUGGACCGGGCCGUCAUGCUGUACCACAAGGCCGGCCACUUCUCCAAGGCCCUGGAGCUGGCCUUUGCCACCCAGCAGUUUGCAGCCCUGCAGCUGGUGGCAGAGGACCUGGAUGAAAAGUCGGAUCCCGCCCUCCUGGCCCGUUGCUCCGACUUCUUCCUGGAGCAUGGUCAGUACGAGAAGGCUGUCGAGCUGCUGCUGGCCGCCAAGAAGUAUCAGGAGGCCCUGCAGCUGUGCCUGGAGCAGAACCUGACCAUCACCGAGGAGAUGGCCGAGAAGAUGACGGUGCCCAAGGACUGCAAGGAGCUGUCCGAGGAGGCCCGGCGGGCGCUGCUGGAGCAGAUCGCCAGCUGCUGCAUGCGCCAGGGCAGCUACCACCUGGCUACCAAGAAGUACACGCAGGCAGGGGACAGGCUGAAGGCCAUGAGGGCGCUGCUCAAGUCCGGGGACACGGAGAAGAUCGUGUUCUUUGCGGGCGUCUCGCGGCAGAAGGAGAUCUACAUCAUGGCGGCUAACUACCUGCAGUCCCUGGACUGGCGGAAGGACCCCGAGGUCAUGAAGAGCAUCAUCAGCUUCUACACCAAGGGCCGUGCGCUGGACCUGCUGGCCGGCUUCUACGACGCCUGCGCCCAGGUGGAGGUUGACGAGUACCAGAACUACGACAAGGCGCACGGGGCGCUGACCGAGGCCCACAAGUGCCUGUCCAAGGCCAAAGCCAGGAGCCCGCUGGACCAGGAGGCCAGGCUGGCGCAGCUGCAGAGCAGGAUGACGCUGGUGAAGCGCUUCGUGCAGGCGCGCAGGACCUACACGGAGGACCCCAAGGAGUCGGUCCGGCAGUGCCAGCUGCUCCUGGAGGAGCCGCACCUGGACAGCAGCGUCCGCGUGGGGGACGUCUACGGCUUCCUGGUGGAGCGCCACGUGCACUUGGGGGACCUGCAGACGCCCGUCUACACUGCAUGCGGUGUCAGGGUCCAGCAGAGGCCGGGACCUGGGCUCCAGGGCUCCCUUGUUCCUCGCGUACCGGCUGCCAUGUGGACACAGUUCUGGUUCCGGUUCUGGCUCUCUCAACCACAGGGUGUGGCUUCUGUGUGCCUCUCACGUCCCCUAGCGCCCGGGACUCGGGCCUCCCCAAGGCAGUGGUUACAAGCAGAACUCACCCGAGUGUGGGCCCCAGAGCGCCUGCCACGGUUGUUCUCUGGGGCCAGUGUGUCUGUGCAGUCUGUCCUUGCUGGUGGGAGGCUGACCUAAAGCGGGCUCAGCGGAAGCCUCUGUCCUCAUCCUUUGGGUCUCCGUACUCUUGUGCAGACAGCAGAGCUCUGCCUGCCACAUUUCCCCGUCAUGUCCCCAAGGGCUGCACACAGACCUUGCUGCGUUCCAGAGCGCUGCCCGGCCCAGCCCCCGCAGCCAGUGACCUGAGGCCCCUUCCUUCCCAAGCGCUCACAAGCCCAGCAUCAGCCAGUUGUUCCAGAAGUGUCGCCAGCAGGCCGUGCCGGCCUCGUGGGGCACGGCCCCAAUUCCCAGGGAAGCUGAGCGUCCACCCACGGCCCCAGCCUGAGGGUCUGCACUGUGAGCUCAGACUUCCCGGCCGGCUCGCCUGUGUCCUCUCAGCCCCUCCACUUCCAGCUCCGAGCCCUUCUGUUGUUGUGGAGACAGCUCUGAAGUGAACCGGUGUCCCCCUUUUAGGAGAACACAAGCUGGACGGCAGAGAUGCUUAGACCUCUGAAUCCUCAGUAUCAGAGCACAUUGCAAGCAUUUCACCAAAUUCUUUGCGGUCUCAAGCUUUGAAGCCUGUGGGAUUUUUAAGCUCUUUUAUUUACUUGUUUGGCUGCGCCAGGUGCUCGUUGCAGCACACGGAAUCUUUGAUGUCCUGACCAGGGAUGGAGCCCUGGCCCCUGGCGGGCAGUGUCUCAGCCACUGGUCCACCGGGGGGUCCCCUGAGGGAAACAGUAACUCCAAAUUUAAAAAAACCUGUAAAUAGAGACAGGACAGGCCUGCGUGUCUCCUUCCGGGAGGAGGGCGGAGAAACCCUCCCUGCAGCUGGGUUGGGGGAGGGGGUCUCCCCCAGACGCCCCUCCCCUGUCAUCACAGCCCCGCCCAGACCCCCAGCCCUCCCGGAGACGCUGCUGCCUUGCCCCUGUGUGCCGCCAAGUUCCCCCACCCCCCGCCCCCUCAAGUCCUUUCCUGCUUCCCACCCUCCCAUCCACGUAGCAGCUCCCCAGCACGACCCCUGCAGCUGCCCAACCACCUCCCCCCUUGCUGGGCCAGGCCUCUCACCGCAGUGCCCACCAGCCCGGCCUGGGCCUCCUGUGCUCUGUCCUGUGCGCCCCAGCACGGCUCCUGGCCCACAGCCGGCACUCGGCAGACACGAGGGCCAGCCCUUGGUGCCCAACACCGCCUCCCCAUCAUUGGGGAGUCUGGGCACCUAUACGCUGCACCCCUCGUCCCUCCAAAUAGCCCAGCUUAUCUCACAAUCUUUGUUUAUCUCUCUCAAUUACAUCUGAGAUGACUGCUCUAGAAUUGUAUCAUCUGUAAGAAAUGCUUAGAUGUGACCAUCAUUUCCUCAUAUAGUCAGAGUUCCUGGAAACUUUGUUCACAUCCUGAAUUGAUUCUUAGCGAAUCCACACAAGCCACGUGAGGCCCCUCAUGCUUGCGUGUGACCCUCCCCGCGGGGGCGCAGGUGGAGCGGGUAUAAGCAUGUUCAUCCUGCCUCAGACACCCACCCGAGCUCCUCGGUGGCCCCCAUCCCCCCCAGAU